UCCAAAGUCUCCAAGAACAAGGACGUCAAGCGCCCACCCCCCAAAGAAGUCAAAGCCAAAGCCCGCACCGAGCCGUCCCAAUUGAAGAAGAAGCAGAGGCGCGAGUAUACAGAGGACGAGCUUGAUCUGCCGAAGCUGAAUAUGAUCACGCCAGCGGGCGUGGUUAAGCCCAAGGGGAAGAAAAAGGGGAAGAAGUUUGUUGAUGAUGCGGAGGGUAUGAUGACGAUUAUGGCGAUGGUGAACGCGGAUAAGGAGGGACAGAUUGAAUCGAAGAUGAUGAAGGCUCGUCAGCUAGAGGAGAUCCGGCAAGCGAGGAUUAAGGAGACAGAGGCAAGGCAGGCGCAGAAGAAAUCCAAGUUGGUA
Aspergillus glaucus CBS 516.65 is the source of this 363-nucleotide messenger RNA. Gene Ontology annotation, molecular function: mRNA binding. The record is from RefSeq and is a predicted model, not a curated record. The annotation marks the transcript as partial. The transcript is spliced from 2 exons. Gene Ontology annotation, cellular component: preribosome, large subunit precursor; nucleolus. NCBI's taxonomy places the organism in Eukaryota, Fungi, Ascomycota, Eurotiomycetes, Eurotiales, Aspergillaceae. Gene Ontology annotation, biological process: ribosomal large subunit biogenesis; intracellular mRNA localization.